Amoebophrya sp. A120 is the source of this 14686-nucleotide messenger RNA. The record is from the annotation of a GenBank genome assembly. NCBI's taxonomy places the organism in Eukaryota, Dinophyceae, Syndiniales, Amoebophryaceae.
UGCACGCGAUGAUGCUGCUCCGCUGGACGAGCGAGUGGUCUCAAGUGCAAAUAUGGUCUGGAAGAAUACAAACUUGUGAUGCGCAUUUCAGAAGACAGAAAAAUCUCUCGUCAUGCAUAGGCAGCAAAAGUUGCCCACUUUCUGUCACCAAAAUCAGGGACGUGUCAUGCGGAUUCGGCAUUGCGAACGCUUCUCUUCAAGACCUGUGAUGCUAGAGCUUCCAUGCCAGACCUUCUGUGUCAUGCAAAAACAGCAUGACUCUUCGUUCCAGACCCAGACAUUUUUGCAUUUGAUAAGUCGGGGGCGUAUGCAAUUUUCAAGCUGAUCUUCAUGUCGGUUUUGAUUCAACUUUUUUUCAACGCAAUCCGGCCGGACACGGACAUUACGGACUUCUCCGAACUUUUGACCGGCCAAAUGGUCAACAUUCUGUUCUGCUUUUUCGGCGGCAUCAUCUGGGCGAUCCUAAUGCUGAUGGCCGGCUACCUGAAGAUCGUCGGUCAAUUGAGCGAGGAGCGCAGCGACGGGUUAGUGCGGCACCUGCACAUGCACGGCAUGGGACCGAUGGCCUAUCACGUGGGGAAUUUCUGCAGCUAUCUCCUGCUUCCCUGCUUGAUUAUGUUCCUCAACAUCUUUAUCGGCAUGAGUCUCAACGUGCCCCCCUACAACAUCACAACCCCUGGUGGUGCGGGCACCGCGUUAUUCUUCGUGCUUUUCCUCGCGGCCAUGAAUACCUGUUUGUAUGAGAUUCUCAAAUGUUACAUUCUCAACUGUUACAUAAAUUUCUCAUGCAAAAGCACCAUCAUCAUCCUCGCGAGCAAGCUGCUCCCGCGUGACAAAUUUGCGAAGGGCUAGCCCGCACCUAAAUCUGUGCGGAAUUUGUAAUGCUACAGGCGCAACCUUCCCCCUUCCCCUUUUCCAAUUCUUGCAUCACAAGUUUUAUGUGCUAACAGUUGAGAAUGUAACAGUUGAGAACGCCAUAGUUUGAUCGCCCAGGUUGUCGCACUGUUCGACGCGAAGUUUCUGCAAGGGACCUACUAUCAAGUGCAAAAAUGUCUGGGUCUGCAAGAGCCAAACUUGUGAUGCUGCAUUUGGAUGCUAAAAAAAGCUGUAUUGCAUGAGCAGCAGGAGGAGUCAAAUUUGGCUACGCGUAGAGGGCAUUUUUCAUGCAGGAUGUGCAUCGAUAGGCUCUCAAAAAAUCUGUGAUGCCAUGGCAUACAUCACAGACAUCAUGGAAAAUGUGCAUGACAAACUUCUCCUCUUCCAGACCCAGACAUUUUUACAUUUGAUACCCACCUAGUUUUGUUGAUCCUCACACCGCUAAUCAAACUCGCCUUGGAAAUUGUCAACAUGGUGGGGGGUGAAAGCAGCUUGGGCCUGGUCGUGUUACCGGUGGACGGGUCGGGGUCCGGCACGGUCCUCUGGAACGUGCUGCUGGGAUUUUUCUUCCCUAACAUUGCCAUGAACAACGCCAUUAGUCACAUCUACCUGUUGCACAACACCGCCGCGCUGGCCGGGUGGACUAUGCCCGCAGAGUGCACCGGCGCUGGGGACAUAAAAUUUGUGCUGCAGAGUCUGGUUUCCACCUCGCGAAAUAAGAGGAGCAGCGGCGCCUACACGCCAAAUACGCCAAAGAAAGGCAAGAAAAAAUCCACUUCUAGUAGUGCUUCGUCGUUUAUUUUGGAAGACAGAGACGAGCAGGACGAGGGAGGCAAUGUUGGAAAUGGUUCAUCUAUUUUUGUAGACAAACUUUCCUACUCGACGGGUAUAGAUGAUGGUGAAGAGGACGGCUAUGAAGAAGGUAAAAGACCCUCUAAUAUGUUCCCGAUGCCGUCAGUAUCGAGGUUUUUGGAGAUGUACGUAGCGAACCGAAGACAGGAGAAGCGACAAGAAGCAGCAGCAGGCAGGAGAACUACCACAGCAAAGAGAAUUAUAACGAGGACAUCAGCAAGAGACCACGAAACAAGGAUGUUAACUUCUAAGGACGACAGCGGCGUCACCUCACCAGAUGAACUUGUUGAAAAUUAUGAUGUGACAGCGGUACCCACGAAUAGCACCAGUACCAGUGCCACCCCGUCCCUGGACCCGUGCGACCCGAUCGAGCAGCUGACAAAAAAUACCCAGGCUGCGGGCUGGUACUUUUGGCCCACGCUGCAGAACCCGCACGCGAUUCGGCGCGCCGAGGCCGCGAUCGAGCGCUUGGCGAAGACGGGGAAAGUAUCCUAAGCAAACGCCUCCCCACCCCAUAGUCACGUUGGGAAUCUAGCAACACAAGUCUCCCUCUGCAGUAUAGGGCUGAUUGGCAAGAGAAGCCGCAUGAGAAAGCCAUUUUCACAUCCUGUUUACAGCAUUACAAAUUCCAAAGCAUAAUUAGAAACUCCUCUCAUGGAGCUGCGCAUUGCAAAUGUUCCUGUCAGUGCGCAUUUGCAUGACAGGGACGUUUUUACUCAGGAUAGAAGGGCUUGGCCGACGUUCUCGCUUUGUUUGGCGAGGACCGCAAGAAAGACCUUGCGAUGCUGAACGCCCUCGGCCUGGGCUUCAACUACAUUGACCAAUCCGUAGUCGGCAGGCUUCAUUUCGCCUACUUCUACGGGCUCGUUUACAGCGGAGUUCUGCAUUGGCUCCUGCUGUUCUUCUUCGAGCGCGUAAUCCGGCGGAACCGCAUGACCAAGUAUGCAUUGCAAAAGUAUCGUACUCGUAUAAAUGCAUUACAAAUUUCCUCAGCAUGAGAAAUAAAAUACGCAAUGCGGAUUUAGCUUCAGAAAAAAACUUGUAAUGCAUGAUUGCAAUUACUACGAGUGCGAUACUUUUGCACAGGAUACCAAGCAGGUCGAGGCCAUUGCCCUCGAGGAACUGCCGCCGCCCGAGGAGGCCCACCUUCGGGACCCCGACGUUGUGGCGGAGGAGCAGCGGCCCCGCCAGCCAGUACUGGAACUAGACGGCUCAUCUGGACAAGGACCAAAAACCGGCCUGGAGAUCUACCGUACGUUCUCGUCCGCCAUGCUGCAUCCCGGAGAAAGCAUUUCCAGUGGAGCGGCAGAACCACAACUCGCAGUCGGGCUCGGCGCGGUUGUUGAAAAUAAAGGCAAGGCACCACCCGCGUCGACCGCCAUUGCCGACGGUGCGGCCGUAUCGUGUGCGAAAACAUUUACCAACCCAUUGUGCGAAAAACCACUAUGUGAUUGCCAUGUGUUUUUUCCUAGAAAUUUUCUAGGCGGGUACAACGCGAGGAACAAAAAACAAAAGCGCUCGCAGGGUAAGUACGUAGACUACAUUUCCGAAUUUUCGGCCCCGCUCGCUCAGCAGCCGGCUCGCGCCCUCACUGUGCGCAACUACCCGAUCCCUGGCGCAAUGUCGGUGCAUUUUUCUGCGCAGCCAGCGUCGAAGAGGUGGGCCGCUUUCGAUAUACAAUCAAGCUCAAGCAACUGACUGUGGUAGUUGUGUGAUCUAGAUUAAUAAAAACAAAAUUUUGAAAAUUCGCGGAUUUCAACUUGAAAAUCUGAUCCAGUCAGCCUCAGCACCCGCUCUCCAGCAUCGCUGAGCCUCGGGCGGGACGACCGACACGUUUCGUCCGUCAUUUUUCGCUUCGACGUCGGCUAUUUAUCGUUCCACCUUGCAUUAAAAAUAAAUUUUUGAAAUUUCGCGAAUUUUCAACUUCAAUAAAAAUAAAAUUUUAAAAUUUCGUGGUUGGUGAGUUGUUGCGGUUGUCUUAAAUAAACCCAUGUCGAGUCACGCCUCAAUCUGGCUCCUGUUUCGUUUCCUGCAGCCGCUUCACUUGAGUGAUUUUUCCAUGAUAAUUAUCCGUCCAUAAAAAUAAAAUUUUGAAAUUUCGCGGAAAUGUACUGGCGCAUAUCUGUGUUUGCGCGGAAGCGACAGCGAGCGGAUCCACCGCCCCAUCCCGGGUUGUCGGUGUGGUGUGGUGUUGGUGGCUAGCAGGCCUGGGUGGAUCCAGUGCCCCGGCCCGGAGCGUUGGGUGUGGCAGUUGGGUAUUUAUGGGUCGGAUUCACCAGUGUCUCGGCUGGAAGCGUGCGGUCGUUGCGGAUGGCCAGCAAAGAAAUCUGGAUGGCUCCACCCCUCCCCUUCCGGUGCAAUGGGGGUGGCCAGAAGGUCUUCGCGGGUGGGGCCGAAGAUAGGCGCCGUCUCCCAGCGCGCCUGUCUGUGAACUGACUGACUCUGUGUGUGAGUCGGCGAGUGCUCCUGUGAGAAGCAUCACUCCGCUGAGGGUCGCUGAUAUCUGACCGACCGCCCGUGUGGGCGGCCCGCCCGCCGGACCGACGGAGCCGGGCGGGCGUCUUGCAUUGGCAAGCAGUUGGCCCAGCAAAUUUUGCGCGAAACCGAAACGCCGCGAGCGUGAGCGUUUCGCCGCUCUUGGGCAAUAAUUAUUAGCUUCAUUUUUGCUUCCUGCGUUUGGGUCGGGACUGCAUUGUCGCUUUCGAUGCACGGCCGCCCGGGGGGAUCGGAUCCGGUCUUCCGCCGGUCAGAAGGACCAACCAGGAAAACAAGCUGAAAAUGAUGGCCUCGGAGUAGUAACCGACGGCAACACCACCGGUGACAACAAAGAUCAUGCAGCUGCUGGAACUACAGAUACAGCUAUCUCAGCCGACAAACUGGUGACGAAUUUCCAGAUCAAGAGUCUGGGAGAAGCUGCAGGCAACGACCGGGUCGCAGACCACCUGUUGGCCGCCGAGUUCGCCAUUGACCUCCGCGGCGUGCGCAAGAGGUUCAUGGUCGAGGGAGGCAAGAAGCCCAUGUGGGCCACCAAGGGGGUCACGCUGGGGAUCCCGGCGGGCGAGUGCUUCGGGCUGCUCGGCCCCAACGGCGCGGGCAAAACCACGUUGUUCAACAUGAUGAGCGGCAACGACGACGUUGGGCCGCCGACCACGGGAAAAAUCCUGGUCUUCCGGCGGGACGCGGCCUAUCCUGAGUAAAAACGUCCCCACACCAGAGUCUAGAUGGGGAAUCGGCUAGACAAGUCCACAAGUUUUUGCUGUUUUGCAUGACAAAUUUGGACUCGCAGCGUAGUGCUGUUUGAGGUAGUUCUGCAGCAUCACAGAUCUAGUAAAAAAUGCUGAUUGGAGCAUUACAAAUUCCAAAACACGACUAGAAAAUGCCUCUCAUGGGGCUCCGCAUGACAAACAUUCUACGCAUGCAGAUUUGCAUGACAACUCUGGGGUGGUCGCAUUUUGUUUUGCAUGACAACUCUGGGGUGGGUACGUUUUUACUCAGGAUACGGCCGCCGACGCGUUCACCUUUGCGCGCACGCUCACCGGGAUCGUAUGAGAGUUGUGCACAACCCCCCCUCGUCCCCUCAUUUGUCAUGCAAAAUACCAAGUCCACAUCGUACCUGUAGUAGGGAGUGUCUGCAUGCCAAAUAAUUUUGGAAUCUCAAGCAGUACUGCACUCCCUGUGCAGAUUUGUCACGCGGAAGCCACAUGGCUGCCGUUGCUUGUGUUGCUGUUCUUGCAAGAAUACAGACGAGGGAGAGGUGGACCACUUGUGCGCUGUCAUAGAUCGCGCCGCAGUUCGACAAACUGUGGCCCCGCGUGUCGGCGAGGACGCACUUGAGGUUUUACAGUCGCAUCUCCGGAAUGUACGAUCCCCCUACUGCGGCGGACGAGGAAGCGCGGCAGCAGCGGCGCAAGGCGUUCCUCAGCUUGGAGAUGAGCAAAAAGCCCUCAAAGAAUAAGAAACGGGUGAAAACGCGGAAACGCAUGCAGGACGUGCUCGCCGCGUCGGCAAGGGAAGAAGGAAAUCAAACUGUGCUGCUGGGAAGGGAUAAGGAACUACAACCGGGAGGUGGAGAUCCUCCUGGAGGUUCGUCCGCCUUCGCUAGUACAACUUCUAGCAAGAGAAUCGGCCUCGCCGCGUCCUCCGAGCAAACCACGAAAGCAGCAAAGCGGGAGAGGGUGUUGGCAAGCGUCGAGAAGAAAAAGAAUCAGCAAGACAACGUCGCAGACAAAAGUGUCAAGUUUUAUAACGGUGCAUCGGCCUCUCCGCCCGGAAAAGAAGAUGACCUAUCGACGUCAGAAGACAGCGCGGAGACAGCCACCUCUUCGGAAGAGGAAGAUGAAGGUUCAUUUGAUGCCACCACCAGUAACAUGGAGAGCAACUUAGGCACGAGUGCAACAGGAGCAGCAUCUUCGUCCUACUUCUCUUUCUCUAGCACAAAAAAAGACCAACAAACAAAAAGUAGUAAAAACCCGCCCGCCGACUUUGGGGAGGCUCGCAUCGAAAGAUUUCUUCGAGAUGUGUCGCUGUCUCCGGAAGAUGCCGACCGAGCAAGUGGCGAGUACUCCGGGGGGAUGAAGCGCAAGCUUUCCGUGGCGCUCACUCUGAUCACCGACCCGCACGUCGUGUUUCUCGACGAGAUGUCGGCCGGGGUGGACAUAGUGGCUAUGGCGUUCUCAACUGUUACAUUCUCAAGUGUUACAACAUGAAUUUGUGAUGCAAGAAUGGGAAAAGUGAAAGGAGGAAGAUAGCGCCUUUUGCAAUACAAAUUUUGCGCAGAUUUUGGUGCUGUUUAGCCCUUCGCAAAUUUGUCAUGCGAAGCAGCUUGAUCUUGUGGAUGCUCACGGUAUUUUUGCAUGACAAAUUCAUGUAACAGUUGAGAUUGUAACGUUUGAGAACGCUAUAGUGGCCCAGCGCUCAUUGUGGAACAAACUGAUCAACCGGCCCCGGGGACAGUAUCAACUGCAAAUACGUCUGGGUCUGGAAGAGCGGAACUUGUCAUGCGAAUUGCGGAUCGUACAAACAUUUGUGUUGCAUGUUGACUGGCAAGAACAGUUGCUCACUUCUGGCCGUGGCCAUGCUGAGAGGGUAUUAAUUUCUCAUGCAGAGUACGCAUCUUCACGAAGGGACUUCCGAACCUGUGAAGAUGCUAGGGCCCGCAUUCCAGAUUUGAGGGAGCUAGGAAAAACUGCAUGACAAAUCUUGCAUUCUCCCAGACCCAGACAUGUUUAUUUCAUUUGAUAGACAGACCGUCAUCACGACGACCCAUUCGAUGAUGGAAGCCGACGCAACCUGCGACCGCGUGGGGAUCCUGGUUGCGGGCCGGCUGCAGUGUUUGGGCGAGACACUGCACAUCAAAAACCAGUACGGGAACGGGUACCACCUCGAACUGAAUAUCCACUUCGAUGCGAAAGUAUUUUAAAAGCCCCACAGUUGUUGUAGACGGUAUCUCCCCGCAGGCAUGACAGAUGUGUUUCUCUAGUACCUUCUCUGCAUGAUGCUGAAAUUGAAUUUCGUUUUAAUGCUGAGCAAUAAAUUUCUCAUACAAGAAAUACUGCAAGAGCAAGGACUCGCUCGGUUAUAGAAGUACUUUUGCAAUCCAUACUCAAUCUGAACCUGCAACCCACCGCCGAGGAGCGGGCCGUGGCGGAGUUUGUACGCAGCGGUCGGGUACUCUCCGCGAAGGACCAGGAAACGCUGCUCGCCUACCCUGCGUCGGCGAUGCAGAUGCCCUCGAUGCGAGACUUGAGGCGGGCCGGCGGUGCGGGUGGCCAUCAAAAGCACAGAGACCUCCAAUCUAGUACACCUAGAACAAAAUUCGCUGAGACGUCAACGUCAUCUUCGCAAAAAAGAAGCUCGGAAAAUUACAAACGGUCAGUUGCGGACGACGUGGCUCUUGGACCAAAUAUCCCUGAAAGAAGUACCCGGAGUCACAUUCUUUCCUUGCUAGGCCGGGAAGACGAGGAUAGAGAAGAACUCGGAAUUGCAAAAGACGCGACGUCCAACGAAGAAAACAAAAUAAAUCUCGCUUUGAUAUUACCCGCCCCCAGGAGAGGAUCAAUAUCAACUUCAAGUCCUGGACGACCUGGAGCUGUAUCUACUUCGCACCUUCAGCCUCCAACGCUGACGCAGCAAAUCCGUGCGUCCCUGAACAGAGACAUCGAAGUGAAAAGUAGGUAUCAAAUGCAAAAAUGUCUGGGUCUGGAAGCUUCUGAUGCUAGUUUGUGAAUGGUGGGCGCAUUACAAUAUGCAGCCACGCAUGACAAGUUUGGGAGCUCCUGUGUGUUUCGCUUUCCGCAUGACAAGUUGCAUAUAUGCAUGACAGAGGACAGCCUUUUACUUUUUUCCUGCUCAUGCAUUACAGAUUUAAGAGUCAUGUGAGCCAAGCAUGACAAACUUGCAUUCUUCCAGACCCACACAUAUUUGCAUUCCAUAGUAGGCAGCAGGGAACUACCACAAGCCGCGAACAAGAUGAAUUUCUCCGGGUCUCGCGGCCCGAGGACGCGCAGGCUAGGAAGGAAGUUGCCGCGCUGGAAGCCAUUGUACAAGGCGAACAAGGAGAGCUAAAGCAUCUUCAUCCGGAGAGACAGGAGAUAAGCUCUGCGGGCGCAGCUGCUGCGACCAUGAUGUCGUUGUUCAGGGAUUCAGCCUCUCAGGAUGACGAGUAUCAUGUUGGUCAAGAACAAGCAAUAAACCACAGUGAAGAAGUAGGUGGACGAGCAAUACAGCAGCUCGUAUCUGUAGAUCAUCUACCAGAAGACAAUUACGGCGAGGGAAGCAGCAAUAGCGAAAGCAAAAGGGGCCACGAGGACCUGCAUCAGAGAACGCGAAAAGUAAACUCAGGGUCAGGGACCAAGAAAACCACCCGUCAGGUCGUUGGGCCAGAGGGUGAAAGAUUCCAGUCAGAACUUCAUCUAGAUGAGGGCGAGGAAGAGGGAGAAGAAGAUCGGAGUUUGGACCCGUUCUUCCCGGCGGACAAAAGUGAAAUAGUGCCUCCUAGAAGUACUUUAUCGUUUAUUGACACAUCCAUUACCGGAGGUAGAGGAACUUCGAGCACACGAAAUCUCGCUAGUAGACAACCACGACGAGGACCCAACAAAGACAGGCGGGAGCAAAAACAUUUCAGCACCGUCCUCGGCCCCCACGGGUUUCCCAUGCUCGUAGCGCACCCGGAACCCACCUCGCGCGAGGUGCUGCGUGCCCACUCAACGGUCGACAUGUACGAGAUGAGUGGUGCGCAACUCCCUUCCUCAUUUGUCAUGCAAAAGUGCCAGAUCCCGUCUCAGGCUCAGCCUUUUGGCUACUUACGUUUCCAUGGCAAGUUAUCUGGAAGCCCAAUCUGCACUUUGUUCCGGGACCGGGUCUAGGUCGUUUGUCAUGGUGCAAGCACUGCAUAAUUUUUCAGAUGCUUUCCGUUCUUGCCUGUACAGAUGCACUACAAAUGACGGGAAAGUGGGGGAGUUGUGCACUCUCAUAACAUGAUGCCACGGGGUAGUAAAAGUAGUACUAGUAGCGAGGUGGAGGUGGGCGAGGGUAGAAGUCCUCGCCUUACGAUGCUGAAUUUUUCGCACCACCGCCAGCCGCGAGACCUACAACAAGUAAACGCGAGCGACGUCGGGGCAGGAAGUGGAAGAAAUGAAAUCGAAAUGAUAAGACGACCACAAGGAGACCACGAGAAGAUGAACGAUGAGGACACAGAAGUGGCUCUGUCCCUCCACGCAUCUUCUUCUAUUGCUUCUUCGGAGGACUCCGAAUCUUCUGAUGGAUUGACCGCGGCGCACGACGUCUCUCGCCAUCUGCUGUAUUACAACGAGCCAACCAAUUAUCAAACGAAAAAAGCUUGUCACGAUCACUUAUAUGAGUUCUUUAUUUUGCAAUAAAAAAGAGAAGGGUACGCUGUGGGCCCUAAAAAACAACCCGCUCCGCUCCUGUAGCCUCAAAAACCAGCGCGGCCGCCGGAGAGUACUCCCAUGGUGAUUGGCCUUGUAAAUGUCACGCGAUUUGCCUCUUGUGGCGACGCAGUCCGCUCGUGAUUGUGUUUGCUUUGGCUAAGCGUUUCAAAACAACACAAAAACGAGCGAAGUGGCAGAGUCCCGUGCUGUUUGCCGCCGGAUUUGGAAGCGCGGCAAACCGGCGCACAUUUCCCGCGGAAUUUGCCUCGCGGAUUUUCUGGCCCAAUUUGGUCCGGCUCGGAGGGCCUUCCCCCGAUGCUACGGCCUCGAUUUCGGGAGAGGAUCCCCCAGAGGAUUCCGGAGAGGAUUCCAAAAUCCUCUUCGGAAUCCUCUGGCCCAAGUUGAACCGUCUUUCGCGCCCUUUCCCCGAUGCUACGGCCUCGAUUUCGGGAGAGGAUUCCACAGAGGAUUCCGCAGAGGAUUCCAAAAUCCUUCCCGGAAUCCUCUGGCCCAGGUUGCGCCGUCUUUCGCGCCCUUUCCCCGAUGCUACGGCCUCGAUUUCGGGAGAGGAUUCCCCAGAGGAUUCCGCAGAGGAUUCCAAAAUCCUCUCCGGAAUCCUCUGGCCCAAGUUGAACCGUCUUUCGCGCCCUUUCCCCGAUGCUACGGCCUCGAUUUCGGGAGAGGAUUCCCCAGAGGAUUCCGCAGAGGAUUCCAAAAUCCUCUCCGGAAUCCUCUGGCCCAAGUUGAACCGUCUUUCGCGCCCUUUCCCCGAUGCUACGGCCUCGAUUUCGGGAGAGGAUUCCACAGAGGAUUCCGCAGAGGAUUCCAAAAUCCUCUCCGGAAUCCCCUGGCCCAGGUUGAGCCGUCUUCCGCGCCCUUUCCCCGAUGCUAUGGCCUCGAUUUCGGGAGGGGAUUCCCCAGAGGAUUCCGGAGAGGAUUCCAAAAUCCUCUCCGGAAUCCUCUGGCCCAAGUUGAACCGUCUCGCGCCCUUUCCCCGGUGCUACGGCCUCGAUUUCGGGAGAGGAUUCCACAGAGGAUUCCGCAGAGGAUUCCAAAAUCCUCUCCGGAAUCCUCUGGCCCAGGUUGCGCCGUCUUUCGCGCCCUUUCCCCGAUGCUAAGGCCUCGACUUCGGGAGAGGAUUCCGCCAAGGAUUCCGGAGGGGAUUCCAAAAUCCUCUCCGGAAUCCUCUGGCCCGCGUUGAGCCGUCUUUCGCGCCCUUUGUUUCCCCGAUGCUACGGCCUCGAUUUCGGGAGAGGAUUCCACAGAGGAUUCCGCAGAGGCUUCCAAAAUCCUCUCCGGAAUCCUCUGACCGGAUUCGCGCCGUCCUUCGCGGUCUUUCCCCGGCGGUACAGCGUCGAUUUCGGGAGGGGAUUCCGGAGAGGAUUCCUCCGGAGACUCCAAAAUCCUCUCCGGAAUCCCCUGGCCCAAUUUGUGUCGUCUUUCGUGCCCUUUCCCCCGUGGUACGCACUACCUCAGCCGGGCGGAUUUCCCCGGGAACAGGGCGGGCCCCCCGAUGCGAGGGCGGAUCCCCCGGGGAGCGGGCGGACCCCCGGAGAACGGGCGGACCCCCCGGAGAGCGGGCGGACCCCCCGGGGAACGGGUGGAUCCCCGGGGGUGAGGGCGGAUCCCCCGGGCGAAGGCGGAUCCCCGGGGCGAAGGCGGAUCCCCGCAAAGAGGGCGGAUCCCCCGGGUGAGGGCGGACCCCCGGGGAACGGGCGGAUCCCCCGGGGGACGGGCGGAUCCCCCGGGCGAGGGUGGAUCCCCCGGGCGAAGGCGGAUCCCCGGGGCAAGGGCGGAUCCCCGGGAUGAGGGUGGAUCCCCCGGGUGAGGGCGGAUCCCCGGGGAACGGGCGGCACCCCCGGGGGACGGGCGGAUCCCCCGGGCGAGGGAGGAUCCCCCGGGCGAAGGCGGAUCCCCGGGGCGAAGGCGGGUCCCCGGGAUGAGGGUGGAUCCCCCGGGUGAGGGCGGAUCCCCCGGGUGAGGGCGGAUCCCCCGGGGAGCGGGCAAUCUGUUUCACGGGCGAUAUACGUGAUUCCCGGUAUUUAAUUUCCCGGAAAAUCACAAGCGUCCUUCGUGCUGCCGUCGUGUUUCGCGUUUUAGGUCUCAGAGCGUGCCGGUCUCUAAAAAAUUGUCAGCCACGCGUAAAAAUGCCUGACGGAAGUCAAUUUAUACGGGGCGAGUGCCUUAAUAUGUGUUCGUGCAAUGCAAGAAAACUCUGGAAAAUUUCUCAUGCAAAGCUAUGCAAAAUAGAUAGAGAUGAGAAGUUAUUGCGCCGAACUUUUUUCUUUCCAUACCAACGAGCCAGGCAACGUCGGCCGGACGGUUCAACAUGAACAUAUCGGCGAGAGCACAACCACCCCGCGACCGCCUGCGGCUUUUAACAGAACGCCAGGUGAUGUGCCAGUGGCCGUAGACGAAGUAGGUGGGUCUGCACAGAGACGACGACGAUCCGCACCGGCGAACGAUGACAUGGCCGCUUCUGCUGAAUCUGUAACAACGUCUACUUCCGUGAAGAACAAUAACAAAACAGUGGCGCAUCAUCAAAUGAUGCAGAGCAGCAUCUUGAAAGAUAUCGAAAAACACGAAAUAAAUAUAAAUCAGGACGAGGAACAAAAAGACGAGACGUUCAUAGGCCGAAGAUCGUCAACAGGUCGGUCCCUGCUAUCUAGGCUCCAGAUCACGGGUGACCGCAUAGAAGAAGAAGGCGUAACACCACCAUUCCUCGAGCAAGCGAGCGCAGGCACACGGACCACAGGGCGGGAGCAAGUUGUACGAUCUUCUGGUCAACAAGUAGGACAUGGCGAAACUACACGAGAGGACGUGACGAUGGAGAAUGUGCAGCAAAAGAUCAUCCAGAGCCUGAUCACAGCGCAAGUGAUCCCGAACGACGAAGAUACUCCCUGAAAAUUUUUUGCCAUCCAGAUCCAAUUGGUCAUGCCAAACAUGUAGCAGGUUCUGUUUUCGUCAUGCAAAAAGUGGAUGGCAAUGCAUGGGAUCAUGGUUGAAAUAAAUUUUCGGGGAAUACAGGACCUGCAGGUCCUCGAAGCCAUCCCGUUUGGCGUCCACAAGAUGCGGCUUGUGCUGGGAUUCUCCAAACCGAACGAUCGGGACAAUUCCGAGGCCUCUCUACUGCGCGAGGACUACAGUAGGAUAACCUCUGCGAGCAUGGCCAUUGGAGGGUCCACUAUUGUUGCGGGAGUCCCCGCCGGCCUGCCGGAAAGAAGUACAACUACUACUAGUGGCACGACCGGUGAUGUAGCUGUUGAGAGUGGCAGAAAUUAUAACACCGUACGCGACCGCGAGCAGCGGUCAAGUACUUUUCUCGCCGCGCCGGAAAGUGGAUCUCUGUCCUCUGUGGGCGGAAGUAAAAGAAGUCCUCUUCCAAGUGGAGCGGGAGGUCGCUCGGGAAGUAGUGAGGAGCAAAAAGGCGGCACUAGUGCAGCGCCCCACCAGGAUGAAUUCCUUGAGUCCGAACAAGUUGUAAUACCUCCGCGUGGAGGCCCCUCCUCCUCGGGCUCGGGCACCACGACCCGUGGAAUAUGACAGUGCACAACUCCCCCUCCCCCUCAUUUGUAUAGCAUGAACGGCAAUACAAGGGUCAGCAAGAAUGCCGGUUUGCAUGACAAAUUUGCACUGGAGUGUAGUGCUGUUUGGGCUUCCGGAGCUUGUCAUGCAAACAGUGCCAAGUAGGAGCACAGUUUCUUUGGAUUUGGUAUUUUGCAUGACAAAUGAGGGGGAGGGGGAGUUGUGCACUCUCAUAUGGCAGCAGCCGGAGGGACAAGAACAAGGUUAAGCUCGCGAGCUUAUAUGAGAGUGCACAACUACUCCCCCUCGUUCUCAACAUUUCUCAUGCAGAAUACCAAAUCCACGCUCUCCCUCUUGUCACUAUUAUGCAUGACAAGUUCGGGCAGCCCAAAUAGCACUACACUCCAGUGCAAACUUGUCAUGCAAAACCGGCAUUCUUGCUGAUGCUUGUAUUGCCGUUCAUGCUAUACUUACAAGUGAGGGGGAGGUGCAGUUGUGCACUCUCAUAGCUUAUUCCGGUGGUGUAUUGAGGACCCGCUACAGAUCAUUGAAGACUAUGCCCUCGGCGAGCCCACCAUGGAGCAAGUGUUUCUGAAAUUUGCGAAGGAACAAGAGAUCCUAGAGCAGCGCGAGCAGAAAAAUCUGGAGCAGCAACAAGCUGUAUCAAAUGUAAAAAUGUCUGGGUCUGGAAGAAUGCAACUUGUCAUGCUAAAUUUGGAUUUCAAAAAAAUCUGUAUUGCAUGAGCAGCAAAGGGAGUGUAAUUUUUGAUAAGCGGAGGGGGCAUUUGUCAUGCGGAAUAGGCAUCGCGAAGCCUGCGCAGAAUCUGUGAUGCUAGGGCAUGCAUCACAGACAUCAUGGCCCAGGCAAAACAUGCAUGACAAGUCUCAGAAUCUUCCAGACCCAGACAUUUUUACAUUUGAUAAGCUGCAGGGAAGAGCAAAACUAAAGCCGGGGAAGAGGGGAAGGACGCUCGAGGAUAAUGAUGUACUUCAGCAGCACUAUCAUCUGUGCCGGCGGACCCGGACGACAAUAAAGUGAUAUUACAAAAAAUAAAAAAUCAUACGUAGUGAGGUUAUAUUGUUAACGUAAGCAAGAACAACAGCUUCCUUUCUUGUUAGAACUGGGUCCCACAAGAACCUACUAAUUGUGAAAUAUUCUACGCAAGAUGAACCGCACACAGGUCAUUACUCGCAAAUUACUCGCAGAGGUAUAUAAUCUUCGCAGGAUAAAAAUUAUACCCAUCUUUUUAGCUACUAGCUACUUCAACACGUCGUGUGUUUUUUUCAAUAAAUAGGAUCUCCCUAAAAAAAUGAAGUUAUGGCGUGCUUGACACAGGUUUACUACAACCUCCUCGCAACUCGCACUUGCACCGCAGCUGGAGGAGGAAAUGUAUUCUCCACCUAAACCUGCUAUGAACAACGGCUCGUGCUUGUAGUUGUGUGAACUAGGUACUAGAUGAACCUCCAUUGAGUUCGUCGGGACUCGCUGCUGGUGUUGCUUCUACCUCUAUUUGCUGUUCCGGACUCACUUGCUCGCCUGCUUC